Drosophila navojoa is the source of this 346-nucleotide messenger RNA. RefSeq names its product male accessory gland serine protease inhibitor. Lineage: Eukaryota; Metazoa; Arthropoda; Insecta; Diptera; Drosophilidae. The record is from RefSeq and is a predicted model, not a curated record. Gene Ontology annotation, molecular function: serine-type endopeptidase inhibitor activity.
AGCCGAGUUAGUUGUUUGAUUGAAGCCCUAAAAACUGUAGAAAAUGAAAUUCGUAUCAGCACUUUGCGUAUUCCUCGCUCUAUUUGGCCUAUCGCUCGCUCUGAAGGAUCCCAUUUGCGAACUGCCGCCGGCAACUGACGGCAACGGCCUGAUCAAGUGUGCCGCCUUCAUGCCCAGCUGGAGCUACUACCCCGAGGACAAUGCAUGCAAAAACUUUGUCUAUGGUGGCUGCGGCGGCAAUGCAAAUCGUUUCGGAUCUCAGGAGCUGUGCGAGUCCACGUGCAAGGAAUAGAAUUACGUAAUGUUGAUACACUGAAUAAACGAUUUGCUGUGUGAAAUCAUUGUA